UCAUCUUCAUCAGUUCACUUGAAAAAUACCAAAUAAAAAUAAAAACAAAAGAAUUUAAUUCAGCUGACUUUUUCUAUUUAACACAACCAUUUUAAUAUUAUUCAUCAAUUCCAUGCAAUCAAUUGCAAAAGCAUAAAGUUUUAUUUUAACUUAUGGAAAGUUUAAAAAAUUAUAAAUCAUAAUUGAAUAAAUUCUUCAAUCAAAACAAAUUCAGCAUAAAUACAGUGGGUGCUAGCGAAAAUAAUAGAUGGAGAAUACAAAUGAAAAUGGGAAUGAGACUGGUCAGCCUCAGACGUCCACAGAUCGUAGUCAGUUGCUUGAUCCGGUGUUAACUUCCAGCGCGGACACCAACUUUAAGCCUCUGAAAACUGUACCGGCUUUUAGCAUUCAUCUGCUUAUUUCAACUGCGAUUUCUUUUACCGGAGUGCUGCUUGCGGCUGGCUCACCACCAGAAAAAAGAUGUCAGGCCUAUUUCACAAUGCUAUAUUUACGGGCCGUAUUCUGGGUUCUAACUUAUCUCUUCGACCACUUUGUCAAACACCAACAUGAGGAACUACGCUUGAAUGGCUAUCACGAUUUUCAUCGUACUACUGCUAUGCAUAAAGGAGUACCUCUACAUGUGGUUUCUCUUUGGAAUACAACUAUUCUAGCCGUGCAAGCACUAAUGCAACACUACUACGGUGAUCAUUUUGCUGAACAUUGUGCUGAAGGAUUCCUUUCGCCGAUUUCUUACAUAACCACAUUUAAUAUUCUAGAAACGAUGGUUCUUGGGUGCAUUAACGGAAGUUAUAUUGUUCGAGUAAGAAAAUUCAAUAAAAGUGGUCAUCCACCUGACGCACUUACCGGAACGAUCUGUACUGAAGGUUCUUUAGGUCUUCUUCAAUCGAGAAAUAAUGCAGCUGAGUUACUAGAAAAACAAGCCGAUCUUAUUAACUUCCUUAAGGAUCACAACUUAAAGCUCAAUCAGAAGCUUAUGCAAUUGAAUGCCCAAGUUCGAACUGUUCAUUUAAAUUAAACGAGUGGUAAAUGAUAAGACAAUAAAAUUAUUUGGUUGUUGAAUAACUAAUUGAUGGUCCUCCAUAACGUGAUUAUAACGUUAAACAAAUAUUCUAUUGGAUUUGUACUCGUAAAUAAUUACAUAAUACAUAUAAGUUUUACUUUACUUAUUUUA
This is a messenger RNA of Episyrphus balteatus (marmalade hoverfly), 1171 nucleotides long. RefSeq names its product transmembrane protein 192. The transcript is spliced from 6 exons. Gene Ontology annotation, cellular component: lysosomal membrane; late endosome. Bases 248 to 1015 code for a protein of 255 amino acids. NCBI's taxonomy places the organism in Eukaryota, Metazoa, Arthropoda, Insecta, Diptera, Syrphidae. The record is from RefSeq and is a predicted model, not a curated record.